AUGCAAGCCCUUGCAAUUAUCUUCGCAGCAUUACUCUCAGUUGGCCAGCAAGUAGUCUUUGUUCAAGCAUCACUCGACGUUGCCAUUGCUACGGGUACUUUCCGUGGCGUAACCACCGCCAAUAGGACGGAAAAGUGGCUUGGUCUUCGAUUCGCCCAACCCCCUAUUGGUCCUCUCCGCUUCAAAGCACCAGUCUCAAUCACUAGAGCUGCAACUGGCAUUCAAAAUGCCUCGUCAUUUGGCAAUGCCUGCCCGCAGCCAGCUUCAGAUACUCUUGGAGCGCCAGUAUCGGAAGAUUGCUUGUUCUUGAAUGUAAAGAAGGCACUCGAUUUUAUUCCUUGGUUUUCAGACCACAAGGGACUGUCUCUACUGCAAAGCUUCCCGUUCUCUUUUGGCUCCACGUACGCUAGCCACCGUCUUCUCCUGUUGAAUCCAAUGGAUCAUUUAACAUAUCUAGGGCGGAGCCUAUACCGUGAAGUACCUCAUCAAUUUCGUCAAUUCUAUCAGCUAACUUUGUGGAGCGCGGCGUCAAAUCCUCAAUUCGAUCCCACCCCAUUGAACUUGGCAAUCGUUUCAACGUCCGCCAUCGUCUUCCUUUCUUCCGCGUUGCUCUGCUUACCCGAGAUUAGAAACUACCGUGUGAACACUUUUGGCUUCCUCGCAAGCGAGUGCGUCCCACCUUCAGAUCUCAACGCUGGGUUGCAAGACCAACGGAUGGCUAUGUUGUUCGUGAAGCAGAACAUCGAAGCAUUUGGCGGCGAUCCAUCUAAGGUGACGAUUUGGGGCCAGUCUGCUGGGGCAGGGAGUGCUCAAGUGCACAUGCUGUUCCCCGCUUCCGAGUCGCUGUUCCGUGCGGUAAUUGCAGACUCAUCAACUGGACCGUUCAAAAACUCGCCCAAUGCAAGCACAUAUGAUGAACCUGGAAAGCCCUUCGCAAGGCUGUUGGCGGCGACGGGCUGUACGGCUGGUCCUAGUGCAUUCGAUUGUCUACAAAGGGUUCCUUCUGAGACGCUAAUGGAUAUCAGUAAUACGAUGAUCUCAAACACUCUUAACAACCAAUUGUGGGAACCCUCUGUUGGUCCUAAGGGCAGCUUGGUUACGCAGCGUGCUUCUGAGGUCAUUGCUUCGGGCAAGUUCCUUCGUGUUCCUUAUCUUGGUGGAACAAAUGUUAACGAGGGGACAUUCUUCAGCACCGCAAUCAAAAGCCUUGGAUUGAGUGGUGCAGCGGAGGACAUGGCCUUCGAGAACUUCAUCGGACAUCUGGUCAUUGACAACAGCACACUCCCAACUCAAGUCUUUACUCGCUCCUUGGCCCUUUUCCCGGCGAACGAUCCCGCUUUGGGAUCUCCUUUCAAUGUCGCAGGCGAUUCGCUCUUCAACAGAGCUGCGGCAUGGUAUACUGGACUUAUGUUCUUGGCCCCACGUCGGAGCUGGUUUGAGGUUGCGUCAGUUCGUAUGCCGAUGUUCGCAUACUAUUUCCGCGAAUUCAUCCCCGGCAAUGAUGUGACCCUAGGAGGCAUGGAAUCGUCUGUCUUUGGCCACUUUUCUGAGCUUGAACUUUUUUUUGGACCCUUCCCGGCUGUCGAAACCGCACUUGCCCGACAAAUGCUCACAUUUUACGUGAACUUCGUUAACGAUCUAAACCCUGGCCCUACUUGGCCUGCUUAUCAAGCAGGCAAUUCCCGUGCGGUCAUGCAGCUCAUUCGUGACAACAUUACAAUGAUUCCCGACGACUGGGAUACUCACAAAACUGAUUUCUUUAACUCGCCUCUGGUCUUGAACGCAUUUGAGAAAUAG
Mycena indigotica is the source of this 1797-nucleotide messenger RNA. Its product is annotated as Carboxylic ester hydrolase. The record is from RefSeq and is a predicted model, not a curated record. Lineage: Eukaryota; Fungi; Basidiomycota; Agaricomycetes; Agaricales; Mycenaceae. Bases 1 to 1797 code for a protein of 598 amino acids. The transcript is spliced from 12 exons.